This is a messenger RNA of Phragmites australis (common reed), 1708 nucleotides long. Its product is annotated as transcription repressor MYB6-like. The coding region runs from base 506 to 1357 and encodes 283 amino acids. The record is from RefSeq and is a predicted model, not a curated record. The transcript has 3 exons. Lineage: Eukaryota; Viridiplantae; Streptophyta; Magnoliopsida; Poales; Poaceae.
GGGCGUCACAUGUUACCUGAUCACUUCAUCUGAAACCACAUUUUUCAGACAUACAGUCUCUGAACUGCCGUGCCAGUAAAAUUCAGGUAACUUCGAUCCGAGUAACCUAUAUUGCCACAAGUUACAACCGCGUUUUGAUUGCUGAAUGCUGACAAAAAGCAAAACAAUAUGUGAUCCUAGUGCCAGCCAGCAUUCACAUUUGAUAUCAUCAUUAGAACAAAGAAAAAGUUUAGUAACGCUGAGAAUCUUCCUUGAGAAAUGACGAGAUAGAGGAGACAUCCUCUGACCAAGGCUCCCCUUAUAAUCUCAAGCAUGUGCGCCGAGCCACCUACUCAAUUCCUCUCAAUUUUUUUGAAAGAAUAGUUCCUCUUAAUUAAACAAAACAAGCAGCGAAAUGUGACAGCCCUUUAAAUCAGAAGGGGCACAUGGUGCUGAGGGACUGCUACUACUGCAACAGCUCAUCUUCAGAGACAGAUAGAGGAGGCAAAGUCUGAAGAAGAGAGCAAUGGGGUGCCGGUCCUGCGACAAGCCGAAGAUGAACUACAGGAAGGGGCUGUGGUCACCUGAGGAGGACCAGAGGCUGAAGGAUUACAUCCUCAAGCAUGGCCUUGGCUGCUGGAGUGCUGUCCCUGCAAAGGCUGGUCUCCAGAGAAAUGGCAAGAGCUGCCGCUUGCGUUGGAUCAACUACUUGCGGCCCGGAUUGAAGCGUGGAAUGUUCUCCCAGGAGGAGGAAGACGUCGUCAUCAACCUUCAAGCCAAGCUGGGCAACAAGUGGUCUCAGAUUGCGAUGCAUCUGCCCGGGAGGACAGACAACGAGGUGAAGAACUACUGGAACUCCUACCUGAAGAAGAGGGUGAUGCAGGCACAGGGCGGCUCCAACCCCAAGAGCCCAGCUGAGCUCACCUCCAUGAGCACCACCGAGCCUUCCAUGCACCACCACAUCAAGAACAGCAGCGGCAGCACCACGACUUCCCACGAUCAAGACGCAAACAUCAGCAGCAACGGCGGCAGCCAUGCCUUAUCAGCUCCUGCACCUGUAACCCAGCCAUUCGAUCACCAGGCGCAGCAGCAGUCCAAGAACUUCAUGUUCUCCGACUGGGUGCCGGCGCCGGAGAGCUACUCGGUGUCCGCGCACUGGCCCGCCUCGACGGCGAGCUCCGGCAACGUGACGCUGUCGCACGGCGUCGCGUUCGGGGACCAGAUGAGCGGCAGGUAUGGCGCACUCCAGGAUCACCAGAGCGCUGCUGCUGCUCAUGGCGCUACCACCGGCAUUGCAGGAGGCGGUUACUUUGACAUGCUGAACAUGGGAGACAUCUACGGUGGAUUCAGCUCGACGAACGAUGAUUUGCUCUUCUGAACUGAUGCCGUGGGAGGUGUGAUCAGUGUUGGUGUUGUGCAUGAGAGUAAAAGCAUGAAAUGCCACGGUAUACUUGUUCGAUUUGAUUCUUCUUCUUUUGUAAGAAUUAAUUGUUAUGUAGAGAACACACCCUAGGCUGGACAUAAUUCUUUGGUCGUUUCUACAAUAAAAAGCGUAUCAAUUUGUUUGUGCAAGUGUAAAUGUGAGUUAGUCUAUGCUUCUGACAAAAUGUCCGAUGUAAUCAAGUCAAUGCUCGAUUACUUCUGAAAAGUUCUACAGGUACUUGUUUGGAGUGGAAAUGGAACAGCGAAAUCAAAUCGGUUAAGUACUGCAUCACAUGUUCUAAUCGAU